Messenger RNA from Hemiscyllium ocellatum (epaulette shark), 3660 nucleotides. RefSeq names its product collagen alpha-1(XXV) chain. The record is from RefSeq and is a predicted model, not a curated record. Bases 299 to 2356 code for a protein of 685 amino acids. The transcript has 38 exons. NCBI's taxonomy places the organism in Eukaryota, Metazoa, Chordata, Chondrichthyes, Orectolobiformes, Hemiscylliidae.
CGGCAAACCAGACUAGACUGGGAAACGGCAGUGAGAAAGACAGGGAGGGAAGAGAGAGUGGACAGUCAGCACACACACACACACACACACACAGCGUCAGGUAGAAGCAACAGGUUAGAGCAGCCUGUUUGUUGGUUGGAACUGGCUACAUUUAGCAGAGACACCGGGAGCAACCUGCUCACUGAAAACCCCGAGGAGGAAGGCUGCGUGUGAAGAUCCGGAAUUAUUGCCAACUGAGGAUAUCUCUCGCGGUGAUUCUGAAGGGUGGUGUUAUUUUGUUUGUUGCUGCUGGCGGGACAUGCCGAAGAUGUCGGCGGAGCGCAGCCCGAAGCGGAGCGUGUCAGGGCGGCCCCAGCAGCAGCUCGGAGCCGCCGGGCUGAGCCCGCUGAGCGGCCGCUGCUCCGGCUGGUGCCUGGGCAACGCGCUCUGGCUCCUGCUGUCCGCCGCCUCGCUGGCCUUCUGUGUCAGCCUGAGUGUGAAGACGUCCCAGCUGGAGGAGAGGAUCCUGCACCUGGAGAGCGGCGAGGGAGAGCCCGUGCCCCACCGGAGCGCCAGCCUCCCGGCCGAUCGGAUGCGGCUGCUGGUCCAGGACAGAGUGGAGCAACUCCUGAACCAGGGAUCUUACGAAGACGCGGGGAAACGCAGAACUGCCCGAGAAGCACCGACUGCCUGCGACUGCCCAGCAGGUCCUCCAGGAAAGCGGGGUAGAAGGGGCAGAAAUGGAGAACCCGGUAAGCCAGGAUCACCAGGGUCACAGGGUCCUCCUGGUCCAAAAGGUGACAAGGGUGAUCAAGGAGAUCAGGGGCCACGGGGUUUGCCGGGGUCCCCCACAGUGGCGGCUCUGCACAGUAAUCAGAUCCUCACUGUCAAGGGUGAUCAAGGUCAAGCUGGGCCAGCUGGUCCACCGGGGCCUCCUGGUCCUCCAGGCCCACGUGGUCCUCCAGGUGACACAGGAAAGGAUGGUCCUCGGGGAAUGCCAGGCGCACCUGGGGAAAUUGGACCAAGAGGUGAAACUGGAUUAAUGGGACCCCAGGGACCACCAGGACAAAAGGGUUCGAUAGGAGUCACUGGUGUUCCAGGCUUCCACGGGCAAAAGGGUGAUUCUGGGAAGGAUGGUGAUCCAGGCCCCAAGGGUGAGAUUGGAGAACGUGGUGAUAAGGGUGAUUUUGGGAAACCAGGACUAAAAGGUGACAAAGGAGGAAAGGGUGACCCUGGAUCAUCAGCUGCUGGAAUCAAGGGUGAACCAGGUCAACCUGGGCAUCAGGGACAAAAGGGUGAACCAGGUCUUCCUGGGCUUCCUGGACUUCCUGGGAUAAAGGGUGAACCAGGAUUUUGGGGACCUCAGGGAGAACCCGGCUUGCCUGGAUUACCAGGAACAAAGGGAGAGAAAGGAGAUGGAGGGCCACCAGGAAGAGGUGAAAUAGGCCUGCCCGGACCUUCAGGUCCAAAGGGCGAGCCAGGUGAACUGGGAAUGCCAGGCCGCUACGGUGUAAAGGGUGACCGUGGAGACCCUGGGGAUUCAGGGCCAAUGGGACCCAGAGGUCCACCUGGGCAAAAAGGAGAACAAGGGGUGACUGAGAUAAUAGACUACAAUGGCAAUAUCCAUCAAGCACUCCAGGGACCACCAGGGCCUCAAGGAUCUCCAGGAAUGCCAGGACCAAAGGGAGACACUGGUAACCCUGGACUUCCUGGAGCUGAGGGAAGACAGGGUCCUAAAGGUUCAAAGGGUGACAUUGGUGUUCCAGGCGAUAAAGGAAGCAUUGGUUUACCUGGAUUACCUGGUGUUAAUGGAGAAAAGGGAGAGAAAGGAGAGAAAGGAGACCAUGGGUCACCUGGUCCAAAAGGCACUUCAGUUGUAGGACCCCCAGGACCCACUGGUUCACAAGGCCCACCAGGUCCAAUGGGGCCACAUGGACUUCCAGGACCGAAGGGUGAACCAGGGUUGAAUGGUGUUAAAGGAGGGAAGGGUGAACCAGGUCAAAAAGGUGACAGAGGACCCCUUGGUCUCCCAGGUGCAUCUGGCUUAGAUGGACAGCCAGGACUGCGGGGUCUCGAUGGUCCAAUGGGUCCUGCAGGGCCAGCUGGCCCAAAGGGAGAUAGGGGUGAAAAAGGAGCAGUUGGUAAUCCAGGCCCAAGGGGACCCACAGGUUUGCCUGGAAUUGAUGGAGAUCCAGGGUUAGACGGUUUCUCUGGUCCGAAAGGAGAUAAAGGAGAAAGGGGCGAAAAGGGGGAAAAGGGAAAGAAAGGCAAAAAAGGGCCAAAGGGGGAGAAAGGAGAACAGGGUGCUCCUGGAUUAGAUGCACCUUGCCCAUUGGGCCCAGAUGGAUUGCCGAUGCCAGGAUGUUGGCAGAAGUGAUAUGUCUAACCCCGAAAGCAUGAAGUUUGUAUAUGAUGCUCCAUAUUUUGUAUUUAUAUAGUUGUAACUGUUUUAAAAAAAAGUCAAGAACAUGUUCACACAUAGCUGCUUCUACUUCUUUGUAGUAAGAAGUUGCAUACAUAUUAUACAUUAACUGAUAGAGCAGUUCUAUCAGAGACUCAUAGUGUUAAAUGAAACAAUGUUGGAAUGUUGUUUGCGUGAGCUCUGUCUCAGUUUGUGUAUUUUGCAUGGACCUGAGUCAUUGAUGCAUAUCUGGAUGAAGUCUUGUCAUGUAACUGUGACCAAAUAGACUAAAACCGAUCAAUACGUGGAAUGUCCCUAGCUGCUGACAUUGCAGAUAACUGAAUUUUGCUUACAAACUCCAUCUGAAGUUCCAUCACUGAUUUUCUGCUCUUGUGUCAGUUCAAAAGAGAAGUGCAUGAAGUCUUUUUACCAAUGCUCAAUGUGUGACCACUUUAUCAUUUCAAACACAAACAUUGUGUACAGCGAGACCCUCUGAACUUUCUUUUUCUUUCCUCAUCUCAAGGGAGGAAACCCCUGGCUCAUUGCUAGAAAGAAAUGAAAGAAAUGCAGAGGAAAAGGGGUUGUGAAAUUGCAAAAAAAAAAUGCAGUUGUUCAACAUCCUGUCUUGUGGGUCAAGUAACCAUGGCAACAUAAGUAUAUUUUUGUUUUCUGCGUGUCAACUCCAGCGGAUGGCAAAGUGAUGGAGUUAACAGCUCGGUGCUCUAGGUUCAGCUUUGGUGAAUAUGUAGCCAGUGAGCACGGACUGGUUUCUUUAAAGGGCUACAGUGUGGAACAUAUUUCAUUCAGAGGAUUUGGAAGAACAAGGUGGUUUUGAGGAUUGUCCACAGGAAUGAGAAUCUCUUCUCCAAGGUGUGACGAGAUGGUAACCCUGAAUGAAGUGAAAAGGAAGUAGCCUUUGACAGAGACUGGGCAAUGGCACCCAAACAACAUUCACCCAAAAUGGGAAAUGGAAAGCAGCUCCAGUGGAGAUUUUGGAGUUGAGUUUGAAUGGAACGAUUCACAUCCUAUGGCUGAGGCAUCUUCUGAAAGACAAUGUUGCUGUUACAAACGGUGGAGAGAUGCUGAAGGUAUUUUGCAUGACAACUAGGAAGAUUCUAUUGAGUAAAAGCAAGGAUACUUGGAUUUCUAUUGAAAAGGUCUCUGAAGCAUAUGAUCCAGAAGUUUUCAUUUGUUGCAUCAACGCACAAAAACCUUUUGUGCCUGAAUUACUCGCUGUGGAUUCACUACUUUAUACAUUCAUCUUCCACAAUGUAAAUAUA